UACGCUUCCGUUCAUCCUUUUCCGUUUGUGUUUCUCCACAAUCGCUUGUUCUCCUCUGAGGUAAAGCCCGAUAAUCGGCGACUUGCGAUUUCAUCCCCAUCCCAUCCAUCUCAACACUCGACCAUGGACACCUCUGAACAGGCUUGCGUCUACGCCGCUCUCAUUUUGGCCGAUGACGAUGUCGCCAUCACCGGGGAGAAGAUCCAGACUAUUCUCAAGGCCGCCAAGGUCGAUGUGGAGCCCUUCUGGCCCGGUCUCUUCGCCAAGGCUUUGGAGUCUUGUAACGUGAAGGAGCUCAUUACGAACGUGGGUUCGGGGGUGGGCGCCGCUCCCGCUCCUGGGGCUGCGGCCGCUGCGGCCGCACCCGCUGCUGAUGCUCCCAAGAAGGAGGAGAAGAAGGAAGAGUCUGAAGAGGAAGAUGACGACAUGGGAUUCGGUCUGUUUGACUAGAGUGGAUUGCACCAAGUCCCAGAACAAGCAUCAUUGCUCCGAGUUUACUCGAGUUCGGAUACGGAUGGGUUCAACCCACACCAUCGGGUACCCAUUGUAUUUUUCAGUCAGUUUGAAAUAUAAUUGCGAAACUA
Messenger RNA from Tigriopus californicus, 584 nucleotides. It is a transcript of the gene RpLP1, whose product is annotated as large ribosomal subunit protein P1-like. Gene Ontology annotation, cellular component: ribosome; cytosolic large ribosomal subunit. The transcript is spliced from 2 exons. Lineage: Eukaryota; Metazoa; Arthropoda; Copepoda; Harpacticoida; Harpacticidae. The coding region runs from base 124 to 450 and encodes 108 amino acids. Gene Ontology annotation, molecular function: structural constituent of ribosome; ribonucleoprotein complex binding; protein kinase activator activity. Gene Ontology annotation, biological process: translational elongation; cytoplasmic translation. The record is from RefSeq and is a predicted model, not a curated record.